Arachis stenosperma is the source of this 752-nucleotide messenger RNA. RefSeq names its product protein SOB FIVE-LIKE 4-like. Bases 219 to 545 code for a protein of 108 amino acids. The transcript has a single exon. The record is from RefSeq and is a predicted model, not a curated record. Gene Ontology annotation, biological process: cytokinin biosynthetic process. Lineage: Eukaryota; Viridiplantae; Streptophyta; Magnoliopsida; Fabales; Fabaceae.
UAGUGGUUUUCAGGUGUCCCAAAACAACUCCUUUUAUUUUUGUUUGUUUGUAUUUUAAAUUUUCCUCUAUCUAUUGAAAAUAAAAGGAUACAUUAAUUAUUAUAUAUACAUACAUAGUUUCCUUCUUCAUAGUUUCAUAGUUCCUCUCUCAUCAUCACCCCCAUAUAUAUAGUUUCUUUCUUGAUUUGUUAUUAUCUCAUCAUCAUAAUCAUCCGGAGAUGGAUCCACAUCAGCAUGAGAUGAAGGGAGAUGCAUCAGAAGAAGAAUGUUACAGCAGCAGUGAAUCUGGAUGGACCAUGUACAUAGGGUCCCCCAUGGAUGAUGACCAUGAUGAUGAUGAUGAUGAUGAUGAUGAUUCCAUGGCUUCUGAUGCUUCAUCUGCUCCAACUCAUUAUUAUCCACUUCAAGAAGCUCAAAAGGAACAACAACAACAUGAUCUCAAUGAUGAUGAUGAGAACAAACAUUGCUUAGUCAGCAAAGCAAAGAAGAAACCAGUAGAACAAGAAGAAGAAAAGAAGAAGAAAAGGGAGGAAGAGGAGAAUUAAGAAGGCCAAAUCUACUAAUGCUACCGUAGUUCAGGUGAGAAAAGGGAAAUAGAUUAUGCCUAAUUUCACCUUAAUUAUUAUCUUGGUUUAAUCUCCUAACUUGUUUUUUUUGUUAAUUGUUAAUUGUUAAUUAGUAUUUUUAUUACGACAAUAUAUAUACUUAGGUACGGUAUAUAUAUAAAACUUGUUAGUAUAUUUUUCUGUUAU